AUACCUGUUUCUACCGUCUGUCUCCAAAACCCUAGGUAGUAGCAGCCUCUAUUGCUAGUUUCUAUCAGCGCCUCUUCCUAACUAAAAUGAAGGUUGUCGCCGCUUACUUGCUCGCCGUUCUCGGUGGAAACACCUGCCCUACCGCCGAGGAUUUGAAAAACAUUCUCGGAUCUGUUGGCGCUGAUGCUGACGAUGACAGGAUCGAGUUGCUGUUGUCCAGUGUCAAAGGAAAGGACAUCACUGAGCUGAUUGCUUCCGGAAGGGAAAAGUUGGCUUCCGUUCCUUCCGGUGGUGGUGUUGCUGUUUCUGCCGGUGCUGCUCCUGCUGCUGCUGGUGGUGCUGCUCCUGCUGAUGAGGCUAAGAAAGAGGAGAAGGUUGAAGAGAAAGAGGAGUCUGAUGAUGAUAUGGGCUUCAGUUUGUUCGAUUAAGAGAUUUAGUUUCGAAGAGGUCUUCUUUUGCCUAAGUUUUUAUUUGUAGUUUGCUAUUAUGAUAUUAAGACCUUGUUUUGGGCUCGAACGAUUUUUGGAUUUUAGAUAAUUGAAUGUUAAAAUGUUUUUAAUAUAAUUGUUAAUUUUGGAUUACCG
Molecule: messenger RNA, 584 nt
Organism: Populus euphratica (Euphrates poplar)
Lineage: Eukaryota; Viridiplantae; Streptophyta; Magnoliopsida; Malpighiales; Salicaceae
Product: 60S acidic ribosomal protein P2B-like
Exons: 3
Coding region: 87-428 (113 amino acids)
Biological process (GO): cytoplasmic translational elongation
Cellular component (GO): ribosome; cytosolic large ribosomal subunit
Molecular function (GO): structural constituent of ribosome
Source: RefSeq, a predicted model, not a curated record